UUUUCCCAUCGUCUUCUGUUUUGAGAGGUUGUUUUUUGUUUUGUCGGCAUAAACAUGCAUGCAUGCAAAAACAUUUUAAUAGUGUAAUCAGUGUAAUAAUAAUUGUACAAAAUAAUAUGAAAGUGAAUGUUGUGAACAAAAUAAUAAAUUUUAAAAUAAUAAAAAAGUGAUAAGAAAAUAUUAAGGCAAAAAUCAAAAAAAUUGACAUCAUGGAAUCAGAUACGGAGAAAGCGAAAGAAGAUUUGGUACCUCGUGCGUACCAGGUAGAUCUUUUUGAGAAGGCAGUAAGAGAAAAUACAAUAAUUUAUCUUCCUACAGGUUCAGGAAAAACGUAUAUUGCCGUUCAAGUUGUGAAAAAAUUAUGUGGCGCUAUACAAGGUAAAUACAGCAAUGGAUCGAAGCGAACUAUUUUUAUAGUUAAUACAGUUCCACUGGUAUCGCAGCAAGCCGAUUAUCUUGCAAGACACACGGGUUUAAAUACCAAGGGUUUUAGCGGCGAUAUGCAAGUUGACUUUUGGGACAAUAAAAAAUGGUGGAGCGAAAUUGAGGACACACCGAUCCUCGUUAUGGUGGCACAAAUAUUUUUAGAUAUAAUUAAUCAUGGAGUCAUGUCCCUUGAUAGAGUCAAUUUGAUUAUAUUUGACGAAUGCCAUAGAGGCGUCAGCGACCAUCCCAUGCGGCAGAUUAUGCAAAGAUUCGAAAAAUGUCCUCUCGAAAGUCAACCAAGAGUGUUGGGAUUGUCGGCAACUUUACUUAACGCUAAUAUUAAAUUAGAUAAAAUUCAGGAAACAAUUCAGUCACUCGAAAUAACAUUUCACUCGAAAAUUGCUUCGAUUGAAUCUUUAGCAAUUGUUGCCGGAUUUUCAACAAAUCCCAGGGAAAAUUGUAUAAAGUACAAAGAAGAAAUUAGUGACACCACCAAAGUCGAUGAAAUUAUAAAUGAAAUGAAAAAAGUUUUGGAAAUCAUAAAGAUUCCGCAACCGUCGGAUAAUAAUUUUUCAACGCCUAUAUUCAAGCCAAAAACAAGAGCGGAGAAAUUGAUUAAUAUUUUAGUGGAUAUAAAGGAGAAUUUAAUAAAUACGGGAAUAUUUGGAGCAACUAAAGCUGUCUUAUUGCACAUGAUACAAAUGGAGAGUAUAAAAAGAACUUUUGCCGAACCACAAGGAAUAUUCGUCUUGGACUAUAUUUUGACAAACAUGAUGAAAUUGCGAAAAAUGUUCGACAUAGAAAUGGACGGAUUAUCGAUUAGAGAUCAAAUUUAUCAAUUCUCGUCGGAUAAAGUUAUAAAAUUGAUAGCGAUUCUAAAACAAUUCAACGACAAAAAAGAGGCUGAUAAAAAAUUUUGUGCCAUUAUCUUCGUUCAAAGACGCUUUACGGCACAAGUUCUGUAUCACAUUUUGAAAAGUCUUCAUCAAGAAAAUCAAGAAUAUGCAUUCUUGAAGCCUGAAUAUAUGGUAGGAUACAAUAAUGACCCUUACAAAAAUUCCAAAGAAAUUAUGUGUAUUUCUAAGUGGAAUCAGGACGUAUUAAGAAGAUUUCGUAAUCGUGAAUCGAAUUGCAUUGUGGCAACUGAUGUGGUGGACGAAGGUGUCGAUAUUCCACAGUGCAGUUUAAUUGUACGUUUCGAUUUGCCGAUGGAUUUUCGAUCCUAUAUCCAAAGUAAAGGCAGAGCACGUCAUUCGACGAGUCAAUACACAAUGCUUGUUCCAAAUGGAGAUACUAGAUUUGAAUCCAAAUACAUACAGUAUCAACAAACUGAAAAAUAUCUACAACAAAUACUUGUCGGUCGAACUGAUUUUCGCAUAGCGCCGAAUGCUGAAGAAAUUGAAAAAGAAUUAUAUACAUACAAACUCGAACCAUUUGUUCAUGUAAACAAAGAAGGUAAAGUUUGCGUUAUAACGGAGCAGUCAGCAAUCAGUUUAUUGAAUCGAUAUUGCGCUAAUUUGUAUAAAUGCAAAUUUAUCAGUUUAUCUCCUACUUGGACUUUACAUAAGAAUAAACCUUUAAAUGACAAUGUUGAGCAAUUAUAUCAGGUUUCACUCACUUUGCCAAUUGUUGCGCCAUUGAAAGAGAAAAUUGUUGGCGAUUGGAUGGAAUCAAUUGACGAUGCCAAACGCUCCGUAGCUUUAAAAGCGUGUAUUAAAUUAAAGGAAAUUGGCGAAUUAAAUGACAAUUUGAAUCCUGUUGAUCCUGAUGUUAUUCAGGAAAAUGUCACUUAUCUGUUUCCCAAUUGGAACGAAAAUGAUAAAUCUGAGGAUAAUGGCCUGCCAGGAACGUACAGCAGAAAGAGAAAACAUACUCUGAUUCAUCCAGAAGCUCUUUAUGGAGCAUUUCCUGUAGCUGAUAAGACAUUAUAUCUUCACAUCUUGAAAAUGACUCCAAAAUACUCAGAACCUUUGGACAAUCGACACCUUGUAUUUUAUAAUUUAUUGAAAGAAAAUGCAGGCUAUGGUUUGCUGACAACCACCGAGUUUCCUGAAUUGCCGAAUUUUCCAAUUUUUAUGAACGUUGGACCGUUGGAAGUUCACGUGGAAGUCAAUGUCAAACGAUUCACUUUAGAUAAGGAAAAAAUUGAGGAAUUGAAGAAUUUCCAUACAAUGGUAUUUCUCAAACUUUUAAAUAUUGUCCAUGAUUUUAUGGUUUUCGAUGUUAAUAAUUUAGAGAACAGUUUUGCCGUUGUCCCAGUGAACGUACAACGUGAAAUCGAUUGGAAUAUUGUCAAUAAAUAUCAGACAAUUGAAAAUAAAAUUCCACUCUCGCCCUUUGAAAUAAAUGAAGAUGAUUUUGAAUUGGCAUUGGUGAAACCAAAUUAUAGAGCAGCGCCGAAUAUUUAUAUUGUCACGAUGAUUUGCGACGAUAUAAGAGCAGACUCGAGUUUUCCUGAUAAUAAAUUUCGUUCCUAUGUGGAUUAUUACAGAGAGCAUUAUAGUGUUUCGAUAAUGAAUUCGAGACAACAUCUUCUGGAAGUUAAAUCAAUUUCAACGAAAAUUAAUUGCAUUGUUCCACGGAGUGCUCGCAGGAAGACGAAGGAAAACGUUGAUUUGACAGAGCAUCUCGUACCUGAACUGUGCGAUAUUAUAGAUUUUCCAGCACUCUACUGGUUAAAGGCCACGGCUCUUCCAUCGAUUCUUCAUCGGAUAUCGCAUCUUUUGACAGCAAACGAUCUUCGAAGAGAGAUUGAAAAAGAUAUUAAAUUACAAACUCCGAUUAAGAAAAAUCAACCACCUUUGAUAAUAACAGGCAUGGAGGUGGAGAAAAAAAAGGACAACUUGGAAAGUACGUUAGACGAGUCAUCGGAAAUGGAUGUCUCUGAUUUGCAGCCAGAAAUUGGUGGUCCAGAAAUUGAUGUUCUGAGCAUGGAAGCAGAAUAUCCUUGGCACAAGAGGGACGAACCUCCAGAUUUAGUGAGAGAUGCGGAUAUUAUACAAUUGAUUCAUAUCGAAACGUAUCAUAAAUUUAUGGGAAAACCAGAUAUUAGUAAUGUGAAAACUAUGUUGAAACCAAAGCAAAAUGUUUCUUAUAUUUCUCGGCCAGAUUUGCCAGUGCCAGUGAUAAAAAUGUUGUCAAAUGUAAAAUUUGAGGGACUAAAUACUGUCAUUUUAUUAAAGGCUCUAACCAGUAAGAUCAGUAACGACGCAUUCGAUCUCGAGCGAAUGGAAACAUUGGGCGAUUCAUUUCUAAAAUUCGCCGUUUCUCUAUUUUUGUAUGAAACAUUCAAGAGUUACAAUGAAGGUAAAUUAACAGCAUUAAAGGGAAAAUUAAUUGGCAAUCGAAAUUUAUUUUAUUGCGGUGAAAAUAAAGAUAUACCAGGACGAAUAAAAGUCGAGGACUUUAUUCCAAAUAGCAAUUUCAUUGCUCCUGCUUAUAGUGCAGAAAGAGCAGUUCAAGUAGUAUUGAUUGACAAUGAGAUAUCGGCGAAUGUUCUUUAUGAAUUGUUCAUACCGGACGAAGAGAAGAUCAGUGGUUAUAUUACUGAAUUAACAUUAGACGAAAUACAGACAAAAGUAUUGGCCUGGAGCGAUACUCCUUCGAAUUGUACGAUGGAACAAUUUUUGGGUAGACAAAAUGUGGCGGACAAAGUCGUUGCCGAUUCGGUGGAGUCAAUUAUUGGCGCUGGUCUUUGCACUCUGGGAACAGAAGGCGCUUUGAAUAUUCUCAAGUGGUUCCAAAUAAUUCCAUCGCAAUCGAAAGUUGAAUUAAAGAGCGUUCCAGUUUUCACGAUGUCAUUUAAUGAGAUUGCUUCUAAGGAAAUUAAUAGUCACAUGCCCUGGGCAAAUAUGAUUGAAACGAGAUUAAAUUAUAAAUUCAAAGAUCGAUCGUUACUUCUGCAGGCCCUUUCUCAUCCUUCGUAUUCGUCUAAUGGAAUAACACCAUGCUACCAAAGACUAGAAUUUCUUGGCGACGCUGUUUUAGAUUUUCUUAUUACCGUUUAUAUUUAUGAAUAUUGUGGCGAAUUGAGUCCUGGUGAACUUACGGAUUUACGAUCGGCACUUGUGAAUAAUAUAACAUUCGCCUGUGUAUCAGCGAGAUAUGGUUUACAUACAGCAUUAUUGUCGUACGUGCCAGUAUUACACGACAUGAUAAAUCGAUUCGUUAAAUUCCGAGAGGAUAAAAAACACACCGUUGAUGUUGAGUUACUAUGGAUUUUAUUAGAAGAAGAUGAGUGCAAUUUAGCUGAACACGUGGACGUGCCGAAAGCAAUGGGAGAUAUCUUUGAAUCGAUUAUCGGUGCCAUUUAUAUUGAUUCAGGAAAGGAUAUGAAAAAAGUUUGGGAAAUCGUAUAUACUAUGAUGUCCGAAGAAUUUGAACUUUUCUGUGCCGAUGUGCCUAAACAACCAGUACGAGUUAUCUAUGAGACGGGCGUUAGACCAAGAUUUUUGAAAGCCGUGAUGGUAGAAUCGACAGAAAGAGUAAUGAUUCCGUUGGAAAUCGUAGUAGAAGGAAAACCAAAAUUGUUCCACGGUUUUGGAGCAAAUAAAAAACAGGCAAAAUCAGCGGCAUCGAAACAAGCUUUAAAAUAUUAUCUGUCCAAAAAGAAAUCGAAAGAGAUUGAUGCAACUUGUUCAAUUCCAAUGUCCUCUUAAAAA
Leptopilina heterotoma is the source of this 5087-nucleotide messenger RNA. RefSeq names its product endoribonuclease Dicer-like (gene Dcr-2). Gene Ontology annotation, biological process: apoptotic DNA fragmentation; siRNA processing; pre-miRNA processing. NCBI's taxonomy places the organism in Eukaryota, Metazoa, Arthropoda, Insecta, Hymenoptera, Figitidae. The record is from RefSeq and is a predicted model, not a curated record. Gene Ontology annotation, molecular function: RNA binding; ribonuclease III activity; protein binding. Gene Ontology annotation, cellular component: RISC complex; nucleus; cytoplasm. The transcript is spliced from 25 exons. The coding region runs from base 210 to 5084 and encodes 1624 amino acids.